AUGGCCAACCAGAAAACAGACUCGAUUUUGGUUAUCGGUGCGGGGGUCUUCGGCCUCUCAACAGCCCUCGAGCUGACCAAGAGAGGAUACACCAACAUCACCGUUCUCGACCGUCAUGUCCCUCCCGUGGUCGAUGGAAGCAGUGUUGACAUUUCCCGGAUUAUUCGCGCAGAUUAUGCCGACCCUAUCUACGCGCAGAUGGCCCUGGAGGCCUACAAGGGCUGGAAGAGAACAUAUGCCGACUUCUACCACGAGUCCGGGUUCAUCAUGCUUUCAGAGACAGCGUCCAACCAGUACAUUGAGAAGUCGAAAAAGAACAUUGUCGAAAAAGGUGGUCAUAUCGACGAGUUCUCCAACGUCUCGCAGAUGCGCGCCCUUUACCCAGGCAUCGAAGCCGAUCUUCCCUCGGCUCAGGGGUACCACAAUCCUAGAGGAGGAUGGGCGGACGCAGUAGGCAGCAUUGGCCGUCUGGCUACGGAAUGCAGCGUUGCAGGUGUCUCCUUCAUCACCGGCCGUCGAGGGACAGUCCACUCACUGCGCCGAUCCUCUGAUCGUGUCGUCGGCGUCAACCUAGCGGACGGAGCAUACCUCCUCGCUUCCCAGGUCAUUCUCGCUAUCGGCGCGUGGUCAAACCGCCUCGUCGACCUCUCCCAUACUGCAUCCUCGUCUGGACAACCAGUCGGCUUUAUUCAACUCACCCCGGCUGAAGCGGCCAAGUUUGCGAACACACCUGUCUUGAUCAAUAUGACGACGGGCGUCUUCUCUUUCCCGCCUACUCCCGGAACAAACAUCCUCAAGCUCGCUCGCCACGGCUACGGCUUCGCGACUGAAGUUCAGUCCGAAGCAACGGGACGCAUCAUUUCUGGACCCAGACGAGAUUCUAGUAACGCGGCUUCCGGCUACGUGCCUGAUGAUGCAGACGCUGCACUCCGCGGUGGGCUGAAGGACCUUUUCCCCAGUUUGGGUGAUCGGCCUUGGUUGAAUCGCCGGCUGUGCUGGUACACCGAUACGCCAAAUGGGGACUUUAUCAUUGAUCGGCAUCCGACGCUGAAUGGGCUUUUUGUCGCUACAGGCGGUUCAGGACAUGCAUUCAAAUUUCUCCCCGUGCUGGGAAAAUACGUCAUUGAUUGCUUCGAGAACUGCGCAUCCAGCGAACUUCGCCAGAAAUGGCGCCUGAAGGCACCGGAGAAGGAAUCUGCCCAGGGCCCAGUGGUUAUGUCUGGAGAUGGGAGCCGGGGAGGACCGCCUCUCCGCAAGCUGUCGGUGUUGGAGCAGUCGAAGCUAUGA
Messenger RNA from Aspergillus nidulans FGSC A4, 1287 nucleotides. Its product is annotated as NAD(P)/FAD-dependent oxidoreductase. Bases 1 to 1287 code for a protein of 428 amino acids. The record is from RefSeq and is a predicted model, not a curated record. The transcript is spliced from 2 exons. Gene Ontology annotation, molecular function: oxidoreductase activity, acting on the CH-NH group of donors, oxygen as acceptor; flavin adenine dinucleotide binding; oxidoreductase activity. NCBI's taxonomy places the organism in Eukaryota, Fungi, Ascomycota, Eurotiomycetes, Eurotiales, Aspergillaceae.